Messenger RNA from Helicoverpa zea (corn earworm), 2231 nucleotides. Its product is annotated as runt-related transcription factor 3-like. Gene Ontology annotation, biological process: regulation of DNA-templated transcription. The record is from RefSeq and is a predicted model, not a curated record. The transcript has 6 exons. Gene Ontology annotation, molecular function: ATP binding; DNA-binding transcription factor activity, RNA polymerase II-specific; RNA polymerase II cis-regulatory region sequence-specific DNA binding. Lineage: Eukaryota; Metazoa; Arthropoda; Insecta; Lepidoptera; Noctuidae. The coding region runs from base 739 to 2049 and encodes 436 amino acids. Gene Ontology annotation, cellular component: nucleus.
GAGUCGCGCGGGCAGCGAACACGCGCCAGCCUCCGCGCCGCACCGACUCACACGCGCCGCGCCUCACGUGCCGACACAAGCACCGCCGAGCACUAUCAUAAAUAUAUCAACUCUCAGCUGAUAUUGACAUAACACCGAGCGCCACUCUGACUUACAGGUGUUCUCACUCGCCGGAACUGUUCAUGUGUCAAAUAGUUCCCGCUCAGCCCCGGACUAGUGUUGUGACUCAUAUAAAAUGACGAAAGUUAAAUUCAAGAAAUCCCUCACUUGUAUAUAAUGAGCGUCAUUGGAAUAAGGAAAUAACAUAAAUAUUCUAUAGUGCGACAUACGCGGACAAUUCGUGAGUGAAACAACCGAUGCAUUUGUUUAUAAUACGGAAUUUUAGAAUAAUAAAUAAUACAAUUACGAAGAGACUGACAAAGUAUUAGAAUCCAAAGAUUUCCUAAUCAUAGUAAAUUAUCGCGUUUAUGUUAACGGUGAACUCACUGGCGAGUCACGCGCGAGAAACCUUCUUACUUUGCGAAGGUGAGAUAUUGUUGUCAUAAACAAGUGUAUAAUAAAAAAAAACUUUGGCUGGUCGCCAAGCCGAAGACGUGCGAAGGUCGCGGAGAGUGCGGAAGUGUUGGAAUUCGAGUGUUCUGAGCCCUAACUUGCCUGUACUAGAAUUUUUGUUGUGUUUGGUGCGUCAGUGGGACACUCGGGACAGGCGAGAGGCGAGUGACUGUGAUGGUGUGAAGGAUGCACUUGCCGUAUGAGUCCCGAGGCCGGCGGCGCCGCGAGAUGGCCGAGCUCGAGCCCUGGUGGCUGCAGUCCAUCGUGGACGAGACGCUCGCCGAGUACCCCGAUCUAGUAAGAACGGGCAGUCCAGACUACAUGUGUUCAAUGCUGCCACAGCACUGGCGGUCCAACAAGACCUUACCCGGCGGCUUCAAGGUGGUGGCUCUAGGAGAGGUGCUGGACGGCACUCUGGUCACCGUCAGGGCUGGCAACGAUGAGAACUGUUCCGCGGAACUCAGGAACAACUCCGCGGUCAUGAAGAAUAGGGUUGCCAAGUUUAAUGACUUGAGGUUCGUCGGGAGGAGUGGGAGAGGAAAGAGCUUCUCGCUGACCAUCACGAUAUCAACGAACCCGCCUCAAGUAGCCACGUACCAAAAAGCCAUCAAAGUCACCGUUGACGGCCCCCGGGAGCCCCGCUCUAAAACUAGUACAAACGCAUCGCCACACCAAAUCCGAUCGUCGUUCGGCCUCCAACGGUCCCUGAUCGCGUGUGACAGCGCGUCCCUAGCCCUGCGAGAGAUGGACUACAAGAGCUCCUCCGUGAGGAGUCUCCGGUCCCUCUCUCACGAGGAACGAGAGUACAAGACUAACGCCAACCUGCCUGCCGGAGAAACAAGUGGGAACAUCUUAGGGGCAAGCGAGUGGAACACGGGUUACCCGUCGACUGCUUCCAUGUACCCUGCGUACGCGCCGCUGCAACCGCCCUACUACAAGCCUGACCCCACUAUACAUAUACCUACAGUGCUACCUGAAAUCCCGUUGGGCCACUCGGACUACAGCGGUUUCCAGCCAAGCACUCCUGGCUACGUGAAGGGCAGUCCCAGCGGCACUGGGUCCGCGCUCACCGAGCUAAACUCGCCCCCCGCCAUGCCGGCGCAGCGAUACGACCCCAACUACUACAACUCGUGGCCCAGCAACACUUACAACUAUAACAACUAUCAAUAUAACAACAUCAACAACAACCCAACCUGCAUACAGUCUCACGCGCCAUACAUCAACCCCAACCCUCAGAUGAUCCUCCCGAACCUCUACUCCACAGUCAACCAAAACCAAAUACACGUUCAUCUACACAGCUCGGGGGACAAACACAACCUAGAACAAUGUUUCCCGAGUGAAAUCAAAAUUAGCGAUAUAGACGGCGGCAUCUCUAUUACAACAGAGCUUCAGGGGACCGGGGAAGCCAGUGGCAUGGUGCAAAGCUGCGAGCCUAAUGAUGAAGUGAAACACGGCCUCUAUGGUGCAGCCAACCAAGAAGUUUGGAGACCAUAUUGACAUUUCGCUACUAUAUAAUUUCCAACAAAAACAUUCCAUUGUACAUAUUGUGAUAUAAAAAUGAUCUGUUCUAUGAUUCUUGAUAGUGUUUAAGAAAUUCCAACUAAAUUAAUGUUAAACAUUAAUUAGAUGUUAAUUGUUAAAUUAAUUGAUUAAGCAAUAAACUAUUAAAUUAAAAAUAA